AUCGUCAUCCCAAGCUUUGGGUUUCAAUUCCCAAUGCAAAGAUGAUAACAACUUUCUGCUGUUCUGUGAAACAAAACAAGAGUUGAAGGUGGGAGUGUUGUUUCAGUUAGCCUUUUGGAUAAUCAAGCAAGGUUAGGAAAAUGGGGAGGAGGGAGUGGUACCACAAAGGUAGUAGUACUGGUUGCAUGAGUGGUAUGCUCAAUUUCUUUGAUUUCCACCAACUUCUAUUCACCACAACAAAUGUAUCCUCCAAAAAUAUACCAAGCAUUUCUCUUGAUUCUUUGCCGGAAGUUCGUUCCGGUUUGGAAGCUCCAAGAAAUAGCUUGGAGGAGCUCAAUGAUGAGGAGCAGGAGGAGGAGUACUUUGAUGUUCCGGUUGGAGUGAGGAUCAAUCAAGAACCAAAGGCAGUGGUAACAAGAAGAGAGAAAAUGGAGUUUUAUUUAGAGGAGGAGAGGAAGAGCUCAUCAUCGUCAUCGCAAGCGGCGACACCGAGAACGCCGAGUCUUGUUGCUAGACUCAUGGGCUUGGAUUUGUUGCCGGAGAGAUCAUCUUCUUGUUCUUAUUCAUCACCGGCGACACCGGUAGCUUCUGUGAUCACUAAAAGGAUGAAGAAAAAGAAAGAUUUUGAUAAUGUGCAUGAAUCGAACUCGCGCAAACCUCUUCGGAACUUGAACUGUAAUACCAAUGGAUCUCGAUCACUUCCCGAUUCUCCAAGAGCUUCAUCGGUGAGGAAAUCUUGUGAUGUCGAACCGAGGUUAUCGCUUCAGCUUAAUAAAGAGAAUGUAUUAGAUUGCAAGACAUCAAGCAAAAGUGGUAAUUAUGCUACUGAGAUUGUUAAGCAAGUGAAGGAGAGUAUACUGAGUAAUAGAAGAGAUGCUACAUUGGGGAUUGCUAGUGAUGAGAAUGGUGGCAUCAAGUCAAGAAGAACAAGAACUUGUGAGAGAUCUAAUAAAUCAAGCAAGUCAAUAUCAACUACUUCCUCAAUAUUUUCUAAUCACAAUAUAAAGUUUCAAAAACCUGUGAAACCAACUCGCUCGCCGCCGCCACCGCCACCACCUCCACCUCCUCGGCUCGACAUCAAAAAGCCGAAUAUCAAGCCGAAGAAAUACGAAAAGAAAGCCGGAUACGAGCGCUUCACGAAAAAUGUCAAGAAGAAAUCCAAAACAAAAGAAACACAAAAAGCAACUCAAACCAAGGUGAAUCAAGACUUUGAGUUGAAAUACAUAAGAUCAGUGCUGGAGCAUGCUGAUUUAUUAUCAGCUGGUUCACACUCAAAUUUCAAUCCCAUAGAUCCAGUACUAUUCCAUCUGCUAGAGCUCAAACUCCCACCACUAGACCAACACUGCACCGGACCAUUCAAAAACAGGUGGAAUCGGAAGCUGCUUUUUCAUCUCGUCGUAGAAAUUAUUGGAGAACUUGCUCAACACCAAUCUUUCGCCACAAAAACUACAGAGUCCCUUUUUAAUCACAUUGCUAAACAAAUAAAUAGCUACCCGGGAGCCAACUGUCAAGUUCUCGACGACAUCGAUGCGUUGAUAGAGGGAGAUUUGCCGGAGAGAAACGUCCGGCGACUGUUAAAACACCCGGCGGUGGAGAUGGAGGUGGUGGAGAUCAUGGAAGAGAUUGAAGGAGAUAUAGUUGAAGAGCUCAUUGGAGAGAUGGUGAUGAUGACGUAGGAUGAAGUCAGCUCCGUCACUCACUGGCCUGAGAAUCUUGAGAGAUUCUACGGCGUGGAAGAGGACGUGUGGCCAGUGACCCCAAUUUUUAUGUACAUAAUAAAAAUGGAGGUUUUUCCUUUUUCU
Dioscorea cayenensis subsp. rotundata (Guinea yam) is the source of this 1802-nucleotide messenger RNA. RefSeq names its product hepatoma-derived growth factor-related protein 2. The transcript is spliced from 3 exons. The record is from RefSeq and is a predicted model, not a curated record. Bases 141 to 1676 code for a protein of 511 amino acids. NCBI's taxonomy places the organism in Eukaryota, Viridiplantae, Streptophyta, Magnoliopsida, Dioscoreales, Dioscoreaceae.